UUACCACACGCACUUCCUUCUGCUUUGCUACACACUUCUCCAUAACUAGACUACUAUCUCUUUGAGCACUUUCUGAUUUCAUAUAGUUCUUUGGUGUUCGUAAGCUUUCUUGUUUAGCAAUUCAUCUCUUCUUUUUUUCUCUCUUACUUUCACAACCAAGAUUUCCUUCAAAGUUCAAAUUUCUGAAUUCCUCAUUCUGUUCUUUUGGUUUGCCACCACUCUGUAUUUUCCCCGUUUUACUCUGUUUCUUCCUCUGCCAUGGCACCCCCUAAUGAUCCUGUGGACUCGAUAUUCGGAGUUCUUGCAUCCAAGAAGAAUAGUUUUGAUUUGUCUGAUGGCAAGCUCUCUGUUGAAAGUGUGCCAUUCCUUUGUGAAGUUCCCUCCAAUAUCACUUUCAAAACAUUUUCCUCGAUUUGUCACUCUUCUGAUGCUCCACCUGCCCUGUUCCAGCGCGUCCAAUCGAUAUCCGACAAGGGCGGUUUCCUUGGAUUCCGCAAGGAGGAACCUUCUGAUAAGUUGAUGAACUCCUUGGGUAAAUUUAAUGGUAGGAGCUUUCUUAGCAUCUUCAGGUUCAAGACAUGGUGGUCUACCCUGUGGGUAGGUAGCUCUGGAUCAGAUUUACAGAUGGAGACUCAAUGGAUACUCUUAGAUGUCCCCGAAAUAAGCUCAUAUGUCCUUAUUGUGCCCAUAGUUGAAGGCAAGUUUAGGUCUGCCCUUCUUCCUGGCACCGAUGGUCAGGUCAUGAUCUGUGCUGAAAGUGGUUCUACUCAAGCAAAAGCAUCAUUUUUCGAUGCCAUUGCCUAUGUCCAUGUGUCCGAAAAUCCUUACAACAUAAUGAAAGAAGCUUAUGCUGCUCUUAGAGUUCAUUUGAACACAUUUAAGCUGCUAGAAGAGAAAUCAGUCCCACCCCUAGUUGAUAAGUUCGGUUGGUGCACUUGGGAUGCAUUUUACUUGACAGUAGAACCGCGAGUCUGGCAUGGAGUGAAGGAAUUUGCAGAUGGAGGUCUCUCCCCGAGAUUCAUCAUCAUUGACGAUGGAUGGCAAAGCAUAAACCUAGAUGGACAAGAUCCACACGAGGACGCAAAAAAUCUUGUUUUGGGUGGGACUCAAAUGACGGCCAGACUUCACGGGCUUGACGAAUGUGAGAAGUUCAGGAAUUACAAGAGUGGAUCUUUCUUGGGACCUAAUCCUCCUCCGUUUGAUCCAAAGAAGCCUAAAAUGCUAAUCUCCAAGGCCAUCGAGCUCGAGCAUGCAGAAAAGGCUCUCGACAAGGCUGCUCAAUCUGGGGCUACUGACUUGUCCCAGUUUGAGUCAGAGAUUGAAAGAUUGAAGCAAGAGUUGAACAAAAUAUUUGGUGCAGAACCGAGAGAUAAAGCUUCAAGUCAAGGGUGUGGAAGCUGUUCUUGCAAAGCAGAAGCAAAUGGGAUGAAGGCUUUUACCAGGGACUUGAGGACUAACUUCAAGGGCUUGGAUGAUAUUUAUGUUUGGCAUGCUCUUUGCGGUGCAUGGGGAGGUGUUAGGCCGGGAGCAACUCACCUGAACUCUAAGAUCAUCCCUUGCAAACUCUCUCCAGGACUAGAUGGAACGAUGGACGAUCUUGCAGUGGUGAAAAUAGUUGAGGGUGGGAUAGGACUUGUUCAUCCUGAUCAAGCCCAGGAUCUGUACGAUUCAAUGCACUCCUACCUUUCCAAUGUAGGAAUUACUGGUGUUAAAGUGGAUGUCAUUCAUACACUUGAAUACGUGUCCGAGGAAUAUGGAGGCAGGGUUGAGCUUGCCAAGGCUUACUACAAGGGGCUUUCAAAGUCUCUAGCAAAGAAUUUCAAUGGAAAUGGACUGAUCUCCAGUAUGCAGCAAUGCAAUGACUUCUUCUUCCUUGGAACAGAGCAAAUAUCCAUGGGAAGAGUUGGUGAUGAUUUUUGGUUUCAAGAUCCAAAUGGUGAUCCAAUGGGCGUUUAUUGGCUACAGGGGGUUCAUAUGAUCCACUGUGCAUACAACAGCAUGUGGAUGGGACAGAUCAUCCAGCCUGACUGGGAUAUGUUCCAGUCUGAUCAUCUGUGUGCAAAGUUCCAUGCCGGAUCAAGAGCCAUCUGUGGAGGACCUGUCUAUGUGAGUGACUCCUUGGGGGGCCACAAUUUUGAACUUCUUAAAAAACUUGUCUUCCCUGAUGGUACCAUUCCCAAGUGCCAACACUUUGCCCUCCCAACUAGAGACUGCCUCUUCAAAAACCCACUUUUCGACAACACCACCAUUCUUAAGAUUUGGAACUUCAACAAGUAUGGAGGAGUGGUGGGUGCUUUCAAUUGCCAAGGAGCUGGUUGGGAUUCUAAAGAAAGAAGGAUCAAAGGCCACUCAGAAUGCUACAAGCCAAUGUCUGGUUCGGUUCAUGUCAGUGACAUAGAAUGGGACCAAAAGGAAGAAGCAGCGGAAAUGGGUAAAGCGGAGGAGUAUGCAGUUUAUCUUAACCAGGAAGACAAACUAUUAUUGGCAAAAACCAUGUCUGAUGCAAUUCAGAUCACAAUUCGGCCAUCUUCCUUUGAGAUAUUCAGCUUUGUGCCUAUCAAGAACCUUGGUCCGACCAACAAAUUCGCACCAAUUGGACUAACCAAUAUGUUCAACAGUGAAGGGACCAUAAAGAGCUUGAAUUACGCUGAGAAUGGUGCUGGGGCUACUGUGAAAAUUGAAGUGAAGGGGAAAGGGAAUUUCUUGGCUUUCUCAAGUGGUUCACCAAGGAAGUGUUAUUUGAAUGGUGCUGAGGUUGGGUUCGAGUGGUCAGCUGAUUUCAGACUGGACUUGAGUAUGCCUUGGAUUGAAGAGGCAGGCGGGAUUUCUGAAGUGAUUUUUGUCUUUUGAAAUGUGAUCCUGGUGCUAUAACGAGGAAACUUGAUUGUUGUGCUAAAGAAUAAACCUCUCUUGUGUCUUGAAUUUUGUUGUUUUUGAAUGCUUGGGGAAGUUAACUACAUGCCAUUAAGUAACAACCCCAAUUUAGAAUUGGUUAUUUCAUUUCUUUUCUUUCUGUGUUGUGUUGCUUUAAAUUAUUUGUAAAGAUUGAAUGAUUGAUUGUCUUUGUUUUUAA
Molecule: messenger RNA, 3073 nt
Organism: Diospyros lotus (date-plum)
Lineage: Eukaryota; Viridiplantae; Streptophyta; Magnoliopsida; Ericales; Ebenaceae
Product: stachyose synthase
Source: RefSeq, a predicted model, not a curated record